Ochotona princeps (American pika) is the source of this 7350-nucleotide messenger RNA. RefSeq names its product SET binding protein 1 (gene SETBP1). Lineage: Eukaryota; Metazoa; Chordata; Mammalia; Lagomorpha; Ochotonidae. Gene Ontology annotation, molecular function: DNA binding. Bases 648 to 5441 code for a protein of 1597 amino acids. The record is from RefSeq and is a predicted model, not a curated record. The transcript is spliced from 6 exons.
UAGCGUUGAUCGGAGAGACGGAGAUAUAUUUAUAUAUUUAUAUAUAUACAAUUUUUUUGGCUCCUGCUAAAAUUAGCCGGGCCCGCCGCGCGCCCGUGUGCGAGUGUGUGCGUGCGGCUGUCUGUGUGUGUGUGUGUGUGUGUGUGUGUGUGUGAAUGUGAUUACUCCAGGACUCCUCAGGCUCCGGAGACGCCAUUUUCCCCCUUGAUAUCUCUCUCCAUAAAUCGGUGGCGCGGCGGAGGCGGCCGCGCCGGGCGGGAAGCGCGGGGCUGGCAGGGGCGCCCGCCGCUCGCCGCCGCCUCGCGCGCCCGGGGCCCCCCGGCGCCCCCCGAGCGAGGGCGGCCCGCCCCGCGGCUCGCCGUUUGACAGAUGCUCAUCGCCAUGGAGUUGCCGCAGCAGCACCUUUGGGGGCUCGGGCGAGCGACCGGAGCCGGGAUCUGAGCGAGCGCCAGGGCCAGCGGAGCCGGAGCCGCCGGGACAUGGUUGCAGAUCUGAUCUCUUCUGAACACCUCACCGUGUCUCCAUACCUGCGACUCUGAACCCAGUCGUCGGAACCCUCGAUUCUUGGAAUUUUGGGCAUCCUUUCGUCUCACACUUCUUUUUUUCCUUUGCCCCUCCUGAGAACUCCUGGAAACUGUAGGAUUAUCAUGGAGUCCAGGGAAAUACUAAGCAGCUCCCGGCAAAGAGGGAGCGAGUCGGAUUUCCUGCCCGGCUCCUCCAGUAAGGUCCCGGUAGCUCCUGGCUGUGCAGGAGACACUUUGCUUUCCACCGCAGGACCCGGAAAGGGAAUCCCGGUGGGUGGAGAACGAAUGGAGCCAGAAGAGGAGGAUGAACUGGGCUCAGGGCGGGAUGUGGAUUCCAACUCCAAUGCAGACAGUGAGAAAUGGGUGGCAGGAGACGGCCUGGAAGAACAGGAGUUUUCCAUCAAGGAAGCAAACUUCACUGAGGGGAGUCUGAAGCUGAAGAUUCAGACGACAAAGAGGGCUAAGAAACCCCCAAAGAACUUGGAGAACUAUAUAUGCCCACCUGAGAUUAAGAUCACCAUUAAGCAGUCUGGGGACCAGAAGGUGUCCAGAGCUGGGAAAAAUAGCAAAACCACCAAGGAGGAAGAACGAAGCCACUCCAAAAAGAAGCUCCUCACAGCCAGUGAGCUUGCAGCCAGCGACCUCAAAGGAUUUCAGCCACAGGCAUAUGAGAGGCCACAGAAGCACUCAACUCUCCAUUAUGAUCCAGGCCUCACACAGGACUUCACCGGGGACACCUUAAAACCAAAGCACCAGCAAAAAAGCAGCAGCCAGAGCCAUGUAGACUGGUCCAGCACCUCUGACAGUGGACCCACCACUCAGAAUUGCUUUAUCACUACAGAGUCUGGCAGAGAAUCUGCAAGCACCAGCAAGAUCCCAGCUCUUGAGCCUGUGGCUUCCUUUGCAAAGGGCCAGGGUAAGAAAGGCAGUGCAGGGACCACGUGGAGUCAAUUGUCUAACAGUAGCAAAGAUCUACUCUUGGGAAGUGUGGUUCCAUCCCCAAGUAACCAUAGUUCACCAGCUCCACCCAACAGUUCUGCUGAGUGCAAUGGGCUUCAGUCCUUAGGAGAUCAAGAUGGAGGGGCCACUAAGGAUGCUCCAGAACCACCUGUCAUAGGCAGCAAAAAGAAGUCGAGUAAAAAAGAUGCAAGUCAGACCAUCCCAAACCCAGACCUGGAUUGGGUCAAGAGUACUCAGAAAGCAUUUGACAGUGCCGAAGGGAAAGGGAAUAGCUACUCUGCAGAUAAUACCCAAGAAGUGUCACCAGCCAGGCCAAAUGUGAGUUGCAUCAGUGGUCCCGAAAAUGACUCCAGUCAUGUCCGGAUUACUAUCCCCAUCAAGACACCCUCUCUAGACCCAAGCAGCCAUAAAAGGAAGAAGAGGCAGUCCAUCAAAGCUGUGGUCGAUAAAAUUAUCCCUGAGAAAGCCCUGGCUUCUGGAAUCACUAUGAGCAGUGAAGUAGUUACCAGGAUUCUCUCCAAUUCAGAGGGCAAUAAGAAAGAUCCUCGUGUCCCCAAGUUGUGUAAAAUUAUAGAGAAUGAGCCCCCCUCAGUUGGCCUUGAAACUGGUGGGAAUAUUGAAAAAAUUGUCCCAGGAGGUGUGUCUAAGCCACGGAAGCCACCCCUGGUUAUGACACCUCCAAUGUGCACAGAGCACUCUCCAUCAAGAAAGCUGCCAGAAAUUCAGCAUCCAAAAUUUGCUGCAAAACGGAGAUGGACAUGCAGCAAGCCCAAACCCACUAGCAUGCUCCGAGAGGCAGUCAUGGCCACCUCUGAUAAACUGAUGGUGGAACCCCCAUCUGCCUAUCCCAUCACCCCAUCCAGCCCUCUGUACACCAACACAGACAGUCUUACUGUGAUCACUCCAGUCAAGAAGAAGCGGGGACGCCCCAAGAAGCAGCCUCUGCUCACAGUGGAGACAAUUCACGAGGGCACGUCCACCAGCCCAGUCAGUCCCAUCAGCCGAGAGUUUCCUGGCACUAAGAAAAGAAAGAGACGACGCAAUUUAGCAAAGUUGGCCCAGCUUGUGCCAGGAGAGGACAAACCUAUGAGCGAGAUGAAAUUUCACAAAAAAGUUGGAAAACUUGGCGUGUUGGAUAAGAAGACCAUCAAGACGAUCAAUAAGAUGAAGACACUGAAGAGGAAAAAUAUUUUGAACCAGAUCUUGUCCUGCUCCAGCAAUAUUGCUCUGAAGGCAAAAGCUCCUCCAGAGACCAGUCCAGGGGCCACAGCCAUCGAAAGCAAACUGGGCAAGCAGAUUAAUGUCAGCAAAAGGGGGACCAUCUACAUUGGCAAGAAGAGGGGCAGAAAGCCUAGAACAGAGCUGCCACCCCCUUCCGAAGAACCCAAAACAGCCAUCAAGCACCCAAGGCCUGUUUCUAGCCAGCCGGAUGUUCCAGCCGUGCCUUCCAACUUUCAGUCACUUGUGGCAUCUUCACCAGCAGCUAUGCACCCACUUUCAACACAGUUAGGUGGGUCCAAUGGCAACCUAAGCCCCGCCAGCACUGAAACCAAUUUUUCAGAGUUGAAAACUAUGCCAAAUCUCCAGCCCAUCAGUGCUCUUCCAACCAAAACUCAAAAGGGAAUCCACAGUGCAACCUGGAAGUUGUCUCCCCCCAGGCUGAUGGCCAACUCUCCCUCACACCUUUGCGAGAUUGGCUCCCUGAAGGAAAUCACACUGUCCCCUGUGAGCGAGUCACACAGCGAGGAGACGAUCCCGAGUGACAGUGGCAUCGGGACAGACAACAACAGCACGUCUGAUCAAGCGGAGAAGAGUUCAGAAUCCCGAAGGAGAUACUCCUUUGAUUUCUGCUCCCUGGACAACCCGGAAGCCAUCCCAUCUGACACCAGCACAAAGAAUCGACAUGGCCACCGGCAGAAGCAUCUCAUUGUGGACAACUUUCUUGCCCACGAGAGCCUCAAGAAGCCAAAGCACAAGAGGAAACGGAAAAGCCUGCAAAACCGGGAUGAUCUCCAGUUUCUGGCAGAGCUGGAAGAGCUCAUCACCAAGUUCCAAGUGUUCAGGAUCUCUCACCGGAGUUACACCUUUUACCACGAGAAUCCAUAUCCCAGCAUUUUUCGGAUUAACUUCGAUCACUAUUACCCGGUGCCAUAUAUCCAGUAUGACCCGUUGCUCUAUCUUCGUAGGACUUCAGAUUUGAAGUCAAAGAAGAAGCGUGGUAGGCCUGCAAAAACCAAUGACACCAUGACAAAGGUGCCUUUUUUACAAGGGUUCAGCUACCCUAUUCCCAGUGGAAGUUACUAUGCACCCUAUGGAAUGCCUUACACAUCAAUGCCUAUGAUGAACCUUGGUUACUACGGUCAGUACCCAGCUCCUUUGUACCUAUCGCACACGAUUGGAGCAGCUUCCCCCUUCAUGAGGCCAACAGUGCCCCCACCUCAGUUCCACACAAGCUCCCAUGUCAAGAUGUCGGGGGCAGCAAAGCAUAAAGCAAAGCACGGGGUACACCUGCAAGGACCUGUUGGCAUGGGCCUGGGGGACAUGCAGCCAUCCCUGAACCCUCCCAAGGUGGGAGGUGGCAGUUUAUCCAGUGGUCGGCUCCACAAGAGAAAACACAAACACAAGCAUAAGCACAAGGAAGACCGGAUCCUGGGGACCCACGACAACCUGAGUGGUCUCUUCACAGGCAAGGCCACAGGCUUCUCCAGUCACCUCCUGAGUGAGCGGCUGGGCAGUGGGGACAAAGAGCUCCAGCUGGGGAAUGAGAAAAGCAAGCAUAAGGAGAAACCAAGACACAUGCACAGCGAUGCCAGCCACAAAGCUUCCAAGAACAACUUCGAAGUGGACACCCUGUCAACGCUGUCGCUGUCCGACUCCCAGCACUGGACGCAAGCCAAGGACAAAGGGGACCUGAGCAGUGAGCCUGUGGACUCAUGCACGAAAAGGUACUCUGGCAGCAGUGGGGAUAGUGGCAGCACGAGAUCAGAGAGCCUGGAUGUAUUCAGUGACAUGAACCCAUCGAGCGACAAGUGGGACAGUGACGUGAGUGGGAGUAAAAGGAGGAGCUUCGAAGGCUUUGGGACGUACAGGGAAAAGGACAUCCAGACCUUCAAAGUGAACCGCAAGGAGAGGAAUUCUUAUGACUCUUCCAUGUCCCCAGGAAUGCCAAGCCCUCACUUAAAAGUGGACCAGACAGUAGCACAUGGUAAGAACGAGAGCUCACUGUCCACCAUGAUGACCAGGAAGAAGCCAGCUACAAUGGACAGUGUUGCAAUUCCACCAACCCCAGUGUUAUCUCUCCUGGCUGCAUCUGCAGCAACAGCAGACACAGCCAGCUGCUCCCUGAAGAAGCGGUUCAAGCGGCAGGAGAUAGAAGCCAUCCAGUGCGAAGUGAGGAAGAUGUGCAACUACACCAAGAUUCUGUCCACCAAGAAGAACCUGGACCACGUGAACAAAAUCCUGAAGGCCAAGCGGUUGCAGAGACAGUCAAAGACUGGCAACAACUUCGUCAAGAAGAGGCGGGGGCGGCCCCGGAAGCAGCCCACCCAAUUCGACGAGGACUCCACAGACCAAAUGCCAGUGCUGGAAAAAUGCAUCGACCUGCCUAGCAAAAGGGGUCAGAAGCCCAACCUGAGCCCCUUGGCGCUGGAGCCCGCCACUGCCACUGGCCAGGACGCCGUCAUGGCCACCAUAGAGGCAGUCAUCCACAUGGCCCGGGAGACUCCUCCAUUGCCGCCGCCGCCACCACCCCCGCUGCCGCCUCCCCCGCCCCCGACGCCUCCCCCUCCCCUGCCGCUGCCCAAGACCCCGCGGGGUGGGAAGCGGAGACACAGACCCUCGCCUCCAGCCCAGCCGCCUCAGCCCCCACCCGCGCCGCAGCCCCUUCCCCAGGAGGAGGAAGUGAAGGCCAAAAGGCCGAGGAAGUCCCGAGGGAGCGAGAGCGAUGUCCUUCCCUAGGGUGUCUGUGAGCCUGUGCACCUGGGGCUGAGGACUGAUGCGUCGCAGGUGCAGUGAGCCCGGUGGGGCGGACACCCAAGCCCUUCUCUGCAGAAGCUGGGCGGGCAGGAGCGGGCUAGAAGGAUGGGGCUGAGCCUUCAGGAGCCCUGGAGCAAGCGUUGUGUGGUGGGAAACCAGGGUCUGUGCUGUUCCGCCGUUCCCAGCCCCGCGGCGCCGAGCGUGGCUGGGUAGGUGCAGGUGAGCGCCAUCCCGGAGGAGACAGCCGACAGCUUGGGGCGCCGCGGUGGCCACCUGACUGCCCUCGUCGCAGGUGGGCUCUGGAUUCCCAUAGCAUUCACUGGCCCGAAAAAAAAGGGGAAACACCUUCAAUUGGGAAACAUUCCAAGGGGAGAAAAGCUGCAGAAUGUCCCAACUGGCUUUGCUGUAACUCACUUCCAUUUCAUUGGCUUUUAUUUUACUACUUUUGGUUUUCAAACUCCUCUAGGCUUUAAAGACCCAAUCUCGUCUCGAGUGACCGGUAUCUUUCCGCUAACAAUUCGAUUUCUCAGAUGAAAUCGUGUGAUCAAAGGUGGAAUGUUAGUGAUAGGUGACGUUAGACCUGCUUUCAUAUCCACUGUCGCAGACACAUGGAGUGGUCGCACCGUAUGUUCCUGCUUUUCCUUUGCACAUUGUAUUCUCCAUAUAUGUGCUUCCUGUUCGCGGUUCCCAUGUAGGUCCUGUAAGCCCUACCUGUGUAAAGUCAACCCUUGACCUGCAGUUCUAAGGAUACCUGCCUCUGAAUCAUGCCCAUUGUGAAACAGACGCUCUGUAUUGGUAGAAACUUUGAAUAAUAAGUGAGUAGCCAAGGACACGUUGACCCAAGUGUGGACCAGGUUUUUUUCAUCCUUAAAUCAUAUUAACAGAGAACAGGCAGAACAAAAUGUUUGCAAUGCCCCACAGAAAAUGGAAUAACUUAACAAAUCACCAAAUAUUGAAACCCCAGACCCACCAGAAAGAGAAGUGUCUAGCAAUGCCUUGGUACGUGAUUUUUUAAAAUUUCAUUUGAAUAAUUAUCACAGGAUGUCAGAAAAAAAACUUGACAAAGAAGAAGUCCAUUGUCUCUAGGUAAUUAUUUCUUAAGAAGCAAGUGGGAAUAAGUGUUCUUAUCUGAAAAAAAUAAUAGUAAAAUUCUCAAAGGGUAUCACCACUCCAGUUGUUGUAUCAAGCCACCUUGGACAAAGAAUCCAAAUUGUGGUUGCCUUAAUAAACUAAAACAUUUUUGUACAUAAUGUAAUUAUAAAUCUAUCAGUCUGCAUGGAUGCAAACUGUGUGUGACAAAUCGUCUUUUAAAUGGUCAAUUUCAACUGUACAUUUCUCAUCCAAUUUGUACUCUAGCCAUUGGUUUAGCGUGGACGGAUGUUCCAUCUCUGUUAUCCAUUUCCACAGCCCAGGCUAAACAUGUUAAGAAGACUCAGAAUGAUUAUGAAGCUAUUCCAUUGCCGUAGAUGUUCUUAUAAAUUCAACUGUGGAAAUUUCAAACAAGUAUUUUCAAUUUCCUCCCUCAUUCCUCCCCUUCCCUUCCCCAAGACAUCAAACACCUGGCAUGGUAGAUAAUAGAAAAAGAGACACUGAAGAAAGAAAAUUAAGUUUUCUAAUGAGAAUUAGAAUAUCUGGUUUACCUCAAAAUUAAGUUUCUUUACUGGAGGUUGGGACCAGCUGGAAAUUAUGUUACCACUUCAGAACACAAUAUUAUUUCCUUAGAGGUAAAAAUUUUUGUCAUUGGAAGUGUAAGAGAAUAAGUGAUAGGAUCUCUGUGGAGGUAACUUUCAAAAUCCCAAGUUAAUAUGUUGGUAGACAUCACAGUUCUGUCAGGGUUCCCACGGCUGGUUGAGAUUACAGUCCUCCCAUUCUGUGCCGUCACAAUGGACUU